CUGCAGGGGGCAACAAUGAGCCCUGAACCAUUUAAACUGCCAGAAACCGUAGACGAAGAAAGGAAAACUGCAGGAGUAGGUGAGAAAUUAACACCGUCCACAAAUAUUUGCUGCACAAUGGGUCGUGGUAAGGAGCUCAGUGACUUUCAGCGGGGCACUGUGGUCGGAUGCCACAUGUGUAAAAAGUCCACCCGUGAGAUUUCCGCGCUGUUGAACCUGCCGCAGUCCACAGUCAGCAACGUAAUUUUGAGGUGGAAACGUGGAGGAAUCACGACGGCUUUGCCACGGUGUGGCCGACCGCACAAGCUCAAGGAGCAGGACCGUCAAGUGCUGGAGAAAAUAGCCCUGGAAAGUUGUUUGCCGUCGGUUGAAGCUCUCACCACCGAGCUUCAGACUGCCUCCGGGGCCAAAGUGAGCUCCAAAACCGUCCGCCGAGAGCUUCAUGAGAUGGGCUUCCGUGGCCGAGUAUCCACGUACAACAAAUCUGUUGCUCCGACUUUGAAAUUAAGCCGUCAGGCUGGUGCCGAUGAAGGUGACGGUUAUGAUGACGUCACCUACUUGAAGAAUUUAGCAUCUGGAGUCAAAGACCAACAGGACAGAUGUGGGGAGGUUGAUGACAAGGAGGAAGAGAAAGAGGAUGUAGAGGAGAAAGCAGCAGCAGCAGAAGAUGAAGAGGAAAAGGCUGCUGAUUCCAUGACCGGUCAUGAACUGGAAGGGAGCGCCUAAGCUAAGUCGGAGACCGGAGGAGUGUGUACAGGCGGAGCGGACAGUCCCAUAGAUCCAGAUGGUCCUCAGUGGAUGUUCACUUGUUACAGGCUGGAUUGAUGCACUGAGAUGCCCAAAACACCAGAAUUAGCUGUAAACUCCUGUUUUGUGGUGUCACAGUUUUCUUUAGGAAUGUGCAUUCUGACUCAGACAGGCAAUAGGAGUGUGACGGAGGAGCAGCUGCUGGCUCCUGAAGUAGGUUUUCUUACGGUGAUUUUGCACUUCAGUUUUCUUUCUUUCUCUUUCUACAUUUAAUCAAUCAACAACAGCAGUAUCAUACAUAGCAGUGUGCCUCCAGCUUUGUGGCAAAAGCACAUCUUUGGGUUGAUUUUGAACGCUGACUGCGAGCUCGGGUUUAGUACCAACAUUUUCUGAAUAGGAGCAAAUCCCUGCUGCCAGUUCCUGUUAUCUUGUUGUCCUGUGAGAUUGGAGGCAGCAUACCACUGACCAUGGUUUUGCUGUCCUGACUCAGUUAUGCAUGGAUGUUUGCAAUGUCAGUUUUGGACCUUUUAAUCCCACAUUUGACGUGGAUGAGAAGUGAACAGAGAAAUCACUAAUCUUUCAAUCCAAUUUCUUGA
This is a messenger RNA of Scatophagus argus, 1343 nucleotides long. RefSeq lists its product as uncharacterized. Lineage: Eukaryota; Metazoa; Chordata; Actinopteri; Scatophagidae. The record is from RefSeq and is a predicted model, not a curated record. The coding region runs from base 16 to 726 and encodes 236 amino acids. The transcript has 3 exons.